AUGUACGACUACCCCUGCGAUUUCGACAUGCUCGACGAACUCCCGGAAGCUCCUUAUGAUGGACCUCUCGACGACGAUGUAAUGGCGUCGGUCGAGAAGGUCGACGGCGAUUAUCUUUACGAUCCUAACGAACUCCUGGAAGCUCCAUUCGUUGGGCCUAUCGAUGACGGAGUAUUCGCGCCGAUCGAAGAGAACGUUGAGGAGGAUUAUCUUUGCGAUCCUAGCAUGUUCGAUGAGCUGCUGGAAGUGCCUUACAUGGAGCCUAUCGACGACUACCCAAUUGCGGAAAUUAGAGAGAAGGUCGAGAAUGAUUAUCCUUGCGAUUCUGCCAGGCUUGACGAACUCCUGGAAGCGCCUUACUUCGGGCCUAUUGACGACGAAGCAAUGGCGUCGAUUAAAGAGAAGGUCGGCAGCGAUUACCGAGAGAUCUCGCGGUGGUUUUCAGGACUAUCACACACCGUCCCUGGAGCAUGGAUGGAGAUGGUAAUCGCGAUGCCGGAAGAAGAGCUCACGGAGGACCAGAGAGAGGCAGAGGGAUUAUUCACGGAGCUUGAUGGGCGACGGAAAAGCCGGAGGCUCGCUCUUCGGGCCGCGGAGGAAAACGGAAAGGAACAUGGAUACCCCUUGGCUCAGUGGUCCCUGAAAGCAUCAGACUAUGCUCUCGCCGCCUAUGCAUCCGCUGCGCCGCAGUAGAUAGAGUCCUCCAGAUCAACGAACCCGCCGAGACCGCGCUCGUGCGCCCUCGUCGAUUCCCUAGAACGCUCUUUUGCGGGAGGACGAUUUGCGAUCAGACUUACAGCGAGAAGACCGGCCGUGGGAGUAGCAGCAAUACACGGACUGCAGCUGCUAUUGGCGGUCUUGUGGUUCCGGGCGACAACGCUGGAGCGAGGAGGUGGGUUUGUACGGCGUGCUUGGGGCCGCAGAAUGAUCCGAGGACUGGCGAGGCUGUUUAUUUUGUGGGGAUUAAUCCGCUGGCGGAGGGGGUGUGUAAGUUUUGCCGUUUGUUUGCGCCGCAAGGGCCGCGGGGUGUGAGAGAGGAGGGUUGGGAAAUUGUUUAGAGCGAGUGGAGGGG
Trematosphaeria pertusa is the source of this 1072-nucleotide messenger RNA. RefSeq lists its product as uncharacterized. The record is from RefSeq and is a predicted model, not a curated record. Lineage: Eukaryota; Fungi; Ascomycota; Dothideomycetes; Pleosporales; Trematosphaeriaceae. The transcript has 2 exons. Bases 1 to 693 code for a protein of 230 amino acids.